GUGUGGUGUUCUAUCCGUUAAGUGAGUUUCUCUCUCGACAGAAAAAAACAGUGUUGAAGAGAAACAAUGCUGUCAUGGGUUCCUCAGCAGCGUUCGUCUUCAAUGCUCAAUUUUCAUUCUGAUAAAACGUCGUCGUCUUCCCUCUCUGCUUUCGCUUCUCAAUCCUUUCUUCCUACUGGUUCGCACAGGAAAUCGGCUUCACGAAAAAAUUACAAGCCCGUUGUAAUAAACUGCGUUCUUGCGAAAGUCAAGAAGCCGCAAUCGCCAACCCCGGAGAAUCUAAUCAAAGAAUCCCACAAAUACUUCGACGAAGUAAUCAUCACCGUUCGAGCAGGAGAUGGUGGCCACGGGGCGGUUCUCAGUUUGCCGAACCAAAAGGGCCCUUCUUCUAAGCCGAAAGGGAAAAUCGAAAAGGAGAAAGAAAGGAGAAAGGGUUUGUACAAGAGGGAUUUCGACGGCUCGCUUAUCCUUCCUGUGGGUGGACACGGGGGCAAUGUCGUAAUUUACGCGGACGAGAGCAAAGAUACCUUGUUGGAGUUUCAUCAGCAGAGUCGGUACAAUGCGAAACGAGGUGGAAAUGUCGACGCAAUGGGUGUUUUGUCUUCUCAGUUGCGUAAUGGGUUCGCUUCUCCCACGCUUCGUAUUCCGGUUCCUCUAGGAACGGUUGUGAAACUGAAAAGAGGGAAGCUUCUGGCGGAUUUAGCUCGGCAUGGUGAUGAAGUUGUUGUCGCAAGGGGUGGACAAGGAGGGAUUAGCUUGUUGGAAAUGCAGGAGCAUCAGAAGAAAAAAAUGAUGUCUUUAACCACUAACAUAAUGAGAGACGACAGCGACAAGGCUUUAGUGUUUGGUCAGGCUGGAGAAGAAGUGAGUCUGCAAUUGAUACUACGAGUUGUUGCAGACGUUGGUCUUGUUGGGCUCCCGAAUGCAGGAAAGUCAACCCUAUUAGCAGCUAUCACAAUGGCAAAACCCGAUAUAGCCGAUUAUCCGUUCACAACCCUAAUGCCUAACCUAGGACGCCUUAAUGGCGAUCCGAGCCUAGGCCCUGGCCAAUUUUCAUCCGAGGCUACGUUAGCCGAUUUGCCUGGCCUGAUUGAAGGUGCUCACCUCGGAAAGGGACUAGGUCGCAACUUUUUAAGGCAUUUGAGGAGGACAAGGUUGUUGGUGCAUGUUGUGGACGCAGCUGCAGAGGAUCCCGUGCGCGACUACAGGACAGUAAAAGAUGAAUUGAGGAUGUACAAUCCGGAUUACCUCGAAAGACCGUACAUUGUUGUUCUAAAUAAAAUCGAUGUUCCUAAGGCAAUGGAAAGGCUUCCGAAUUUAACCGAAGAAAUAUCGAGGAUUGGAAUUGAUAAGACAUCUUUGCCCUUGGUAAUAGAUGGGGACCAAACCGAUGUUCCGGAAGGGGAAAAGAAGGUUAAGGAAAUUGAAGAAUAUCCACGCCCUUUUGCUGUCGUGGGUGUUAGUGUCCUGAAAGGUAUAAGGAUCAAUGAAAUGUUGAAGGAGAUAAGGGCAGCUUUGCUGAGUUGUCGAGAUGGUAUUGGAUCGCACGAACUUUCUGGGUAAUCGCGCGAGCCUUAAAAAACACGGGAAUCGGGUUCUUAACCAUGAUUAAUACUAUCAACUGUUAUAACAGAAAAUCAGCCAUUGUUGCGUAAGUAAUGGUGAUCAAGUGAGACUUCUCUUCUAUAUACUUUUCCAUUUUUUUUAUUCUCAUAUUAAAUUUGUAGAUUUUAGAAAGGAACAUAAAUCGUUAGGACUUUAUUGUGACUGUCGGAAAUAUGUUUUUGUAAUGAUCUCUCUCUCUCUCUC
Messenger RNA from Erythranthe guttata (spotted monkey flower), 1809 nucleotides. The record is from RefSeq and is a predicted model, not a curated record. Lineage: Eukaryota; Viridiplantae; Streptophyta; Magnoliopsida; Lamiales; Phrymaceae.